This is a messenger RNA of Penaeus vannamei (Pacific white shrimp), 2042 nucleotides long. Lineage: Eukaryota; Metazoa; Arthropoda; Malacostraca; Decapoda; Penaeidae. The record is from RefSeq and is a predicted model, not a curated record.
UUUACUUCUCAAUGUUCUUGACUGGAAUUUCCAGCUUCGUAACAUCUCGUCCUUUUUUUUAUUCAGAAUAUUACCAAUCGGCCUCAUUUCAGAGCCGCGUCGAGGGCCGACUUCCCACCCGAUGGCACCUCACGAUUCCUCGAGGAGAUGGACGGUGCUGUACCUGGCGCUCGUGGCGGCGGGCCUGGCAGCGGGGGCGGCGCAGAAGAGGAGGCCCAACGUGGUGAUCCUGGUGGCGGACGACCUGGGCAUCGGCGACCUCGGCUGCUACGGGAACACGACCAUCAAAACGCCCAACAUCGACAGGCUGAGUGAGGAGGGAGUGAGACUGACCCACCACCUAGCUGCAGCCUCCAUGUGCACCCCGAGUCGAGCUGCGCUGCUAACCGGACGAUACCCCGCGAGAUACGGUUUGGUAGGCGAGGAGGGGACAGCGCCUGUGGUCGUUCACGUGGCCAGUCGCGUUGGGCUGCCGGUGGAGGAGGUCACCUUCGCCAAAGCUCUGUCUGCUGCGAAUUACACCACAGCCGCUGUCGGCAAGUGGCACCUUGGCAUGCGGUGCGGGCUCGGGGGCCUCGGGUGCAGCGGGCCCCAGGACCACGGCUUCCAGAACUUCUUCGGGUUGCCGUUCACGCUCGCGGUCGAACUGGAGGGCGACCACGACUUCUGGAUCUUCACGCCGGAGGUUCGGUUUAACAAGAUUAUCGCGAGAUUAUGUGUUGUGGGUGUACUAACCAUCCUCGUGUGGGGAUGGCUGGUCAAAUGCAGUCAGGAGACACAGAACACCCUCUUCGUUGUGUUAGCGCUUGCACUCGUCAUCCCGUGGUUCGUGCACACACACUACCGCUUCCACACAGAGAAAUGGUGGCAGGUGUCGCCCUGGAUGGACCAGCACCUCAACGGCAUCCUGAUGAAGAACUCGAAGGUCGUCGAGCAGCCGCUGGUUCUGGAGGGCCUCUCGCAGCGCCUGGUGGAGUACUCGCUCGACUUCAUCACCGACCACGCCCACGAUGAGAACCCGUUCCUCCUGUACCACUCUUUCGCCCACGUGCACACGCCCAUGUUCACGGCCCCGCACAUGGCCGGCAAGAGCAAGCAUGGCAGGUACGGAGACAACGUCGAGGAAAUGGACGCCGGUGUGGGGGCCAUCCUGGACGCCCUCGAGCAACACGAGAUCGACGACAACACCAUCGUUUACUUCCUGUCAGAUCACGGAGGCCAUCUCGAGGCCAUUGAUAAGGGCCAGCGUACAGGCGGGCACAAUGGCCUGUUCAAAGGAGGGAAAGGCAUGGGUGGAGCAGAGGGUGGCAUACGUGUGCCCGGGAUCUUCAAGUGGAAGGGGCAUAUGCCAGCUGGAAAGACCAUAGACACACCAACCUCACUGCUAGACACACUCCCCACGCUGCUGGAGUUGACAGACUUGCCUCCAGUCAACAGCCUUUUCCCCGAGUUGCCUGAGCGGGACUUGGACGGAACGAGUCUGGCCGGACUCCUCACAGAAGGGACGGCCCUGAAGCCUCGGUCCUUGAUCCACCAUUGCCGCCAAGCCAUUCAUGCGCUAAGGCUCGUAGUAGAGGGCCGCGUGUACAAGAUGCAUCUGGCAAAACACAAGUGGUCCCCGGGCAGCACCCAGUGCGGUUGGGGAAGCAACAACCUGUGCUCCUGCUUCGGUGACGGGGUUGAGGACCUUACCUUUGACCCGGAAGUGUAUGACCUGACCAAUGACCCUUAUGAAGAUAAACCCAUUUCUAGUGAAUCUACAGAGUACUGGCACGUGGUAGGAGCCCUGAGGCAGUUCCUGGCAGAGUGGAAGGCCCGCGUCCCGUACCCUCCCUCCCAGUUCAAAAACAAAAUGGACACUAUGUUGUCUCCGUGGUUACAGCCCUUCCGUAUCCCGUUCUUGUAAGGCUCACCGCACGACCUGGCAUGUGCGUUGCGUCGAAGGGGAACAAGGGAGAAAAUGGUCAUGAUUUGUACGUGGUGUGGAUGGUAGGGCUUAGAGACUUGGAUGUAAAUGUUAAUAAAUUUUGUAUUUAGUUUUA